AUGGGAAAAAAGGGUACCCCGAGAACUAGCUUUACAACUACGCCUGUUUUUUCUUUGUGGGAAUAAAGCAGAGUCCUUUCGUGCCUGCGAGGGCGAAUAGGAAGUUGUUGACAUAAAGGAGGACAGCCUCAGUUGUAUAAAUUUAAUUUCGUUUUCUGGCCGUGAUCAAUCCCUCUUUAACCAGUACCAGUGAAAAAUUAACUACAAGAACUUCUCAGGGAAGAAAGAAAAGAUCACCGGCACGCCGGAGGUGAUCAAAUUCAAGGGCACAAAGGAGUUUGCCAUGCUGAAGGAAUGCAUCGCCAUACAAGAAUCGUUACCCUUUGUCGCCUCCGAUGUGCUCGACGACCUCUCGUUUCGAAAAGUCGCCCGCUUCCUGAGCAUGCUCGGGCUACUAACGGUGUUUGUCAAGGCAGACGCGUCCAAGGAAUAUCGGUUCAAACUGCACCACAUGUUGGCCUUUCCGGUACAGCAAGCAGAAGCUACUGCGUGCUGCAUACUUGUCUAUAUCAUUUUUUACUUGACGGUGUUGCAUCUAAGUUCUAACGUUAUGAUCUUGAUAUUUCAUUUUUCAUUCUGCAGCAUCGCACCAUGUUGCGACAGAAACACCGAUAGUAAUAGCUACUUUGGUAUGAUAUGAUGGAUCACGCUACCGUCCUCGCCGAAGUCAUUUCAUUGUUUAUUCACUUUUCAGCCACCACAAUAUUUUCCGACUGGAUACCCCGCGAGUUUGAUAAAAGUGGCGAGGGCGAUCUGCGCCAGUACGGCGGUUUCGUUCAAUGGAAGAGAUUUUGAUUACAACGAGAUAGCUCCCGAGCUUGCCGCAAAGUCCGAGGAAUUUCUGAAGAUGCUGGACACUUCAAUGACGACACUUGCCUCGCACAUGGAAAAGGAAGUCAAAGAAGACUUUCCAACAGGAUUGAAAAAGGUAAAACAUUAAGAAAAAUCUCCAGGCUUGUCCUUGUGCAGUUGCGCAUAGCGUAUCAAGAGGCGUUCUACUCAAAUUUGUUAUGAUGUGACAUCGCUCCUAGAAGACGCUGACGCCAAGCUACGGAAAUUGCCGCGGUACCAGGGCGGGCAGCCGAUACAGUCCUCUCAUUCGCUGAAAUUUCAAGGCUUCUGCCUGAGCAUGGAUGUGAAGACCGAGGUUUUGCAUCUUUGAUUUUUUCAAAAAAUCUCACAACAGUUCAAUCAAGAAUUCGGCAAGAAACUGAGUGAGUUCGACCUUGCGUGGGUGGCCUACGAGGAAAUGUACCUUGGCGCGAAAAACUUCAUUGACUCGGAAGUACUUACGCUUGGCUUGUUUUGUUUUCAUGAUUCUCUCGCCGCAUCUGCAGAGUCACAGUGCCACGCCUUUGCUCCUUUCUAUUCAGAUGAUAAUAAAAUAUACCACAACAUCAGACGAGACUAUCAAAAAUAUAUUUCAUUGACCCACACGACAGGUCCUGAGGCAGCCAACAAACCUCGUCGAGAUCGAGAAAAAGCUCACGGACGCAGAAGACAGGCUAGAAAUCGCGAGAAAGCAGGAAUACGAAAACCUCUUCGUAUUUUUUAGAAAUUAGCAUUAGAAGCGUAAUCAUAAAAAUUCCAGAUUCAUAUGACAAACACCAGCUGUGGUCUACCUCUACUUGUUCUGUUUUUUCUUGUUAUUUUAUGUCGUGUUGCUUGCUACAUGCUGAGAAAAUUGUUGAAAGAACAACUACAGACGCGUGAGAUCGAGGGCAUAAUCCACGACAACUGGAGCUACGUUAUAGGUGUGAAUGAAGAGCUAAAAAGCAAAACGUUCUACGACUCCGCGGUUCCCCUCGCGGAAGCCUGCAUUUUCUACGAGUCGAAGGUUACGCCUGAAUGGCUCGAACAGUGCAAGUACGUGGUGAAGGAUUAUCUCGAGGUAUUGAUGUGCUUCUGGAGCAGCAGUGGUGGCUUUGAUAAGUGUUUUCGAUUUUCGUUCAGCCGGACGUGCAGCUGUUCGGCUUUGGCCUUCGUUGUAUUGCACUGAUCGGCUCGUACUACUUUGCUCCGACUAUCAUGCGGUGUGUAGAUUCAUAUAAGAAAAACUCCAUCUUCUCCACCAGGUCUCGAUCAUUGUUUUUUCUUGUCGAUCACAUUCUCUCACAAUCACAGCUCCGCAUUUACGUAGCCGGGUUGCCGUCAACGAGGUUACAGCUGGAGUUUGACAAAAAUACCACUUUUCUGCGACUUCUCAAGAAGUUUCAUACUUCCGUUCAUGCGGCUGAAGAGGCAUUCACGUUCGUGGAUCAGCUCCCGAAAAACACGAAGCAGAGCAACCACAUGACCCGAAAACUGCUUGAGCCCGACUUGAUUCGCCUCAAGAAAAUGACUGCGGCGGCUACGAGCUGAGGUUACGCAUUCGGAUAGAGUGGAGUAGGAGCAGUACUUCUAUCUAAAACUACAACUACUUCUUUUCGUAAACAAACCAAACGAAGUUGAUGCCGAGUCAACAUGAAGAACUCGUGCAUGAUAUCCUGGUAAAGAGUCUUACGAGAUAGCGGAAACAGAACUAUGUGUAAUGCUGAGUAGAUGAGGUCAACUCCUCGGAGUCGGACCACGGUCAAGGAGAAAUAGACGAUUGCACUGCAAUUGCAAAUGCCAAUGCAAAGAGUGUGUGUCGAAAAGUCGCUUUUUUUAUAUUGAAGCUGCAGAGUCCGCGUAGUGCUGCAUCCGGU
Messenger RNA from Amoebophrya sp. A120, 2687 nucleotides. NCBI's taxonomy places the organism in Eukaryota, Dinophyceae, Syndiniales, Amoebophryaceae. The record is from the annotation of a GenBank genome assembly.